GUGGAAGCCAAUUACAUUUAUGAGGAGUUGGAGAAACUGGAGAUAGACGAUGUUACCCCAUCAUUCGGUGACUCAGGCUCUUCGGCUAUAUAUCUGGGCCUAUCCAGGGCUUCAGUAUGCCUCUUCCAUCUAUUCUGGUGCUUAUUCCUCCUCUGCGUGGCGUACACCUCUACCCUAAUCCUCCUGGCUCAGUUAUAGUAGCUCUUUAUUCAUCGGUUGCCUGGUACGCCAGAAAUUGAGCUUGCGGAGUCGGCCGAAACUUACUUUAUUGCUCAUAUGACAUCUUGUGGAUUUCGCGUUCUUUGAGCACAGCGUUGAUGGGAAUUACAUCCUUGACUUGUGUAUCAGCUCAAACAUCUAUAUCUUGAAGCACCAGGCAACAUGGCGGUCUCUGCCGUUACUUUCGCCGCAACCAGCUUUUGCAUCCUACUACUGGCCUACAAAUUGAUUAUAUACCCCGUCUUUCUCUCCCCGUUGUCCAAGAUACCCAAUGCGCACUGGUCAGCUCCAAUCUCUCCAGUAUGGAUUAUCUGGAGACGGUAUAGGGCACAGAACAACAGGAUCAUCCAAUCCGCACAUGAAAGACUAGGGCCUAUUGUCCGGCUUGCACCAUCGGAAGUCUCCGUCAACUGCGUCGAUGGGGGCAUCAAGUCUAUCUACACGGGUGGGUAUGAGAAACACGAAUGGUACCCUCGUGUUUUUGGCUCUUUUGGAACCGUUAGCAUGUUCACCAUGACAAACAACAAAGCCCACUCCACCCGCAAAAGGAUGCUGUCCAACAUUUACAGCAAGUCAUUCUUGCAAUCCUCACCCCAUAUCCACCUCAUCUCCGAGACAAUCCUGCUCGAUCGUCUCCUCCCCAUCAUCCAAGAUGCCGCCUCCUCAGGCUCACCCAUUGACAUGCACGACCUCGAUCAGGGCAUCACAAUGGACUUCGUCUCUGCCUACCUAUACGGCCUAGCCAACGGGACCAACUUCCUUCAGGACGAAUCUUUCCGGCGCAAGACCCUCCGCCUUUACCAAAGCAGGAAGCCCUUCGAAUUCUACCACCAAGAAGUCCCCAACCUCGUCUCAUGGGCCAAGCGUCUCGGCCUCCGCUUAAUCCCCAAAUGGUGCGACGAAGCCAACGAAGUUCUCGACGCCUGGGGUCUAUCCUUCUGCGACAAAGCAGACGAAUGCCUCAGCUCGACCCAGCUCAACACAGAACCCAUGGUCUACAAGCAACUCAAGCAAAGCAUAUCCAAACAGCUCCCGCCCAAAGAAUCAUCAUCUUACCCCAAGCUCAUCGAGCAACAACGCCUCGACAUCGCCUGCGAACUCUACGACCACCUCACAGCCGGCCACGAAACCAGCGCCGUAGCCCUGACCUACCUCUUCUGGGAACUCUCCAAGCACCCGGACCUCCAGUCCUCUCUCCGCGAGGAGCUCCACACCCUAGAACCUAAGAUCCUGUACCCCCGUCCAUCAUCCUCUCGAGACCUCCCCACCCCCAAAUCCAUCGACUCCCUACCCCUCCUCGACGCCAUCGUAACAGAGACCCUACGCCUGCAUGCCCCAAUCCCCGGUAUCCAGCCCCGAGUCACCCCGUCCUCUGGAUGCACGCUAGUCGGGUAUAGCGAUAUCCCCGGGAACACGCGGGUCAGUGCGCAGGCGUACUCGCUUCAUCGCAACCCGGAGGUCUUCCCGGAGCCGGAGACGUGGCAGCCGAAGCGGUGGCUGAAGGAAUGUAAUUCGUCGGAGGAGCUGGAGGAAAGGAGACGGUGGUUUUGGGCAUUUGGGAGUGGGGGGAGGAUGUGUGUGGGAAGUAAUUUGGCUUUGCAGGAGAUGAAAUUGGUAGUCGCGGCUAUCUAUACCAAUUAUACGACAAUUAUCAUUGAUGAUGAGGAUAUUGAGGCUAUUGAUGCGUAUACGGUUAAGCCGAGGGGGGAGAAGCUGGUCUUGAAGUUCGAGUCUGUUGCGUAGUAGUUCUAUGUUUUCUUUCUGGUAGCUAUUCUAGUAUAUAGUUUAUGAUUUCCUGUACUUCUUCACUAUUUUCUGCAAACCCAGUAAUUAAAUCUACAGAGCAUUAUACGGACCAAA
This is a messenger RNA of Aspergillus piperis CBS 112811, 2079 nucleotides long. Its product is annotated as cytochrome P450. The transcript is spliced from 3 exons. Gene Ontology annotation, molecular function: oxidoreductase activity, acting on paired donors, with incorporation or reduction of molecular oxygen; heme binding; monooxygenase activity. Bases 382 to 1962 code for a protein of 526 amino acids. The record is from RefSeq and is a predicted model, not a curated record. NCBI's taxonomy places the organism in Eukaryota, Fungi, Ascomycota, Eurotiomycetes, Eurotiales, Aspergillaceae.